Molecule: messenger RNA, 1083 nt
Organism: Emiliania huxleyi CCMP1516
Lineage: Eukaryota; Haptophyta; Isochrysidales; Noelaerhabdaceae
Exons: 1
Coding region: 1-1083 (360 amino acids)
Source: RefSeq, a predicted model, not a curated record
AUGGCACGAGCGCCGUCAGCAAGGGGUGAUUUGGUUGUCUUCGGCGGAUCGGUCUCUUUCGGCCGCGGGAGCAGGCGCGCGUGGACCGAGUACCUGGACGAGGAGAUGAACAUCUCCUCGACCGUGUGGGCGCACCCCGCGGUGUUGCCGAACUACUUUCAGAGCUGCAUGCGUCGGUACCUACGACCGGACACGGCGAGUGUGCUUAUCGAGUUUGAGCCCAACUUGCAGGCUGCCAGUUGUACCAACGCGGUGACCGGGCUCGUGCGCAGCGUGCGCGCUAUAGCGCCCUCUGCUUCCAUUCUCUUUGUCGGUUGGCCAAGCCUCCGCCUUCCCUUCCGCGCGUGCGAAGCUGCGUUGGAGCGCGAUCUGAGACAAGAGAAAGCGGACAAGGUGUUCGCAUCGCCGCUCCGGCGGAUGGCCAACGCGACUGCUUACUACGCCGACGACACACACCCGAACGACGCCGGAGGGCGGUAUCUGGCCCACGCCGUCGCUUCAUUCCUUCGGGCGAAAGCGGCCGCUCCGCCGCGAACCGGCUCCGGCGCCGGUACGCCUUCGCCUCCUCUCCCAGCCACCGCCGCGCGGACAGAGGAGGUGUGCGAAGGAGCCGGCGCGCUGAACGCCACUGCGCGUGGGUGGACGCUGGUGGGUCCUUCCGAUCACGAGCACUACGAGUCGACCACGAUUGGAGCGGCGCUGGACGUGCCGGUCCUUCCCCUUGGGGCAUGUGCGGCAGCGACGGUGGAGCUCAGCUACACGCGCAGCUGGAGAACGGCUGGGAGCUUCUGCAUAUCGUGCAAUGGGUGCAUGUGCGGACGUCGGCAAGGGCAGUGGGCGCGUGCGGCGCACCCUUUCCCGUGCGUAUCCACGCUCUCGGCGACGAUCUCAACCCAGACCUUCAAGACCUCCUUCAACGUGCUCACGAACGGGAGCGGCCGGCCUUGCGUCGUGCGGCUCGUGCACAGAUCAAACAAGACACGGGUGCACGGGAUGUCGGUUCGGCGGUGCGUCAACGGCUUUGAUGCGCGGCGCCUGCGGUGGAACACGUCGGGAACCUGCGCGCGCGUAUGCGAGGACUAA